AUGACACUCGCGGUGAAAGCCACAAUCGCGAAUGGCACUCUUCCAUCCUCCAUAACCAGCACAGGCUCUAAGCGUCCAAGAAAGGAUUGGAUUGCUGGAGCAGUGAUUGGCGUUCUUGCCAUUCUCGGCGUGCUGAUCGCGUUUUUGAUUUGGAGAAGACGGGCGCCGUCGGUGCCGGAUGAACCGGCGAAUAUAGCUGUCCCAUAUGAGAAGCCAGAGCUGGACGCGACGAAACGAGACGAUUAUACGAUUGCGAAGCAACCGCUAAUAGAGCUGGAAAGCAUGGAAGGGAGGACAGAACUGCCGAAUGUGGAUAUUGAUGGCAAUUGUCCGCUCAGUCCUAGAGACAUUGAGAAACCCUUCAAGAUUGUGAUCGUAUUUGGUGUUGGGACAGUGGCAGAAGCCGUUGCAAAUGACGGACCGAAAGGUGGUAACAAGAAUGACAACGUUCUUCACUCCAAUGCUGUUAUGGGAAAAAGUGUGCAAUCCGAGGCUAUUGUGUACUAA
This is a messenger RNA of Verruconis gallopava, 507 nucleotides long. RefSeq lists its product as uncharacterized. The record is from RefSeq and is a predicted model, not a curated record. NCBI's taxonomy places the organism in Eukaryota, Fungi, Ascomycota, Dothideomycetes, Venturiales, Sympoventuriaceae. The transcript has 2 exons. Bases 1 to 507 code for a protein of 168 amino acids.